CGCUUUGAUUUCUCCCGCCUAGCCGAGUCAGCCACGAGCGACCUCGACACUUGCCAGUCUCCCAAAACGGUGAGCCCCAAUCAAGCUCAGAUCAUCAGUCACGUGAUGGGGCUCGAGGAGAGCAUCCGACUGCUGAGGGAGAACCACCGCCUGCGCCAGGCGAACUCGUUGGCGGACACGCCCAUGAGGCCGUAUUUGUGUGCUGGCGACAAGGGCAAGGUCAGGAGAUCCAAAAGGUGAGAAUGUUGAGGAGGAACAUCUGGCCAGGAGAAAUUUGACAACUGGUCAGAAGUAAAUUGACAACUGAUCAAAAGUAAAUUGACAACUGGUUAAAGGUAAAUGGACAACUGGUCAAAAGUAAAUGGGCAACUAGUCAAACAUGAAUUGAUCCAUAAAAGGGAAGGGGGAUAUUUGGUUGAUUUGCAACACCAAUGGCUUUUUAACACCCAUGACUUUGUAGCACCCAUGAAUUUUUAACACCAAUGACAUUGUAAUACCAAGACUUUAAAGGCACAGUAAACAUUUCCUAAGCUUAUAAAUAUAUAUGUUAUCUUGGGAUGUGCACGAUAGCCACCUUAACCUUAAUGAAAAAUCAUUGAAACAUUCUUUAAAAUCAAAAUGUCACUAGAGUUUAUCAUUAACUAGUUGUAAGUAUCACAAUUUAACAAUAUUUGAGAUAUGUUAGAAUAUUUAUUUAUUAUUAAUUGUACUGUUAUUAGAAAUCUUUAUAAUUCCAUUACGUUAUUCGAAAUGUCCCAGGCCAAAGAAAGAAUUCAUCUGCAAAUAUUGUGGGCGACACUUCAGUAAAUCCUACAACCUUCUCAUCCACGAGAGAACUCACACCGAUGAGAGGCCCUACCCUUGUGAGAUCUGUAGCAAGGCCUUCAGGCGACAGGACCACUUACGUGAUCACAGGUGAUUUGCUUUUAAAUUCUAUAAUCUCUUAAUAAAACUAGCUAUAAUUUGUUCUUUGCUAUAAACUUUUUGUUCCAUUCUCAAAUUUUAUUUCUUAUUAUGUUGUUAAGUACACACAAAAAAAAACACUAUGUUCUCGGCAGCUGGUUUCCAAUAACUUUCCGUUUUUCCCCCGAUCAAAUACUUUAUACUUUUUACAGUGCGGAUGUGUUUUUUUCCUAAAUCUUAAUAUCCCUUUUAAUUAGUUAUAAGUCUCUAUAUAAUAUAAUGCUGAAGCUCCCAAGGGAUUUGAAUUUUCUUAUAAUAAAAACAAAAUCUGUCUCCCAGGUAUAUCCACUCCAAGGAGAAACCGUUUAAGUGCGAUAUCUGUGGCAAAGGAUUCUGCCAAUCUAGGACGCUUGCCGGGCACAAGGCCACUCACGUC
Molecule: messenger RNA, 1339 nt
Organism: Lymnaea stagnalis (great pond snail)
Lineage: Eukaryota; Metazoa; Mollusca; Gastropoda; Lymnaeidae
Source: the annotation of a GenBank genome assembly